GUCUUAAGAUCAAAAAGAGAAGUGACAAAUCUUUUUUACUGAGAUUUUGGGUAAGAUUUUUGUUUAGAUUUUCAAGAAUGAUUUGUGGUCGUUGUGCAGCUUGCAAGUAUUUGAGAAGAAGAUGCCCUUCAGAUUGCAUUUUCUCACCUUAUUUUCCUUCCAGUGAUCCUCAAAGAUUUGCCUGCGUUCACAAAAUCUAUGGUGCCAGCAAUGUUGGGAAGUUGCUCCAGCAACUCCCUGCUUAUUUAAGAGCUUCAGCAGCAGAUUCAUUGUAUUAUGAGGCACAAUGCAGAAUUCAGGACCCUGUCUAUGGCUGUGUUGGAGUAAUCUCCCUGUUGCACCAACAAAUACAUAAUGCAGAAAAUCAGUUGGCUAAAACCAGAGCAGAAAUUGCAGUCCUUUCUUCUUUUGCUCAAGACAUAACAAAAUGAAGCAUGAAGUAGCUUCAAUAAUUUCAUCAUGGAACAAGGAAAUCUGUAACAAUCUGGCUCUUCCACUCUAUUUUCAACAAUUUUAUACAUAAUUGUUCCAAAUGAAUAAGACAAGGCACUCGUGCAUUCAUUUUUCCUU
Ricinus communis (castor bean) is the source of this 570-nucleotide messenger RNA. RefSeq names its product LOB domain-containing protein 24. Bases 78 to 431 code for a protein of 117 amino acids. The record is from RefSeq and is a predicted model, not a curated record. Lineage: Eukaryota; Viridiplantae; Streptophyta; Magnoliopsida; Malpighiales; Euphorbiaceae. The transcript is spliced from 2 exons.